AUGGAGGGUCUUGGUGAAUCGUCUUCGGCCGAUAAUGAAAUGACUAUCAAGACGAUACGCCUCGAGAAAGAAUAUGAAAAGACGCUUGCGGACUCGGCACGUCUUCUAGAUGCCGAACGUGACCGCGUCAGGCGGAUGGAAUACCUGCUGCUUCAAAUUGAUCGCGAUGCUCUCCAGGCGGCGCUGGACCAGGCGCAUGACCAGAUCCAGGUACUGACCUGGGCCGAGUCAGAGACGCGCCAGCACUUGGAAGAUGCAAUCAUCGUAAUGGAUAGCUUGAGCCAAGAAGUCAACAUUGGAAAAAGCGAAAAUCAAAAAUUGAGGGAAGAACUUUCGGCAUCGAAUGCCAGCUCGACCAGCAAUCACGGGCUACUCGCCGAAAAAGUGCAACUCUCGAGAGAGUUGGCCAGCGUCAAAUCCAGGCUCGAGCGACAGGAGGCUCAGGCCACCGCACAUCAAGCGGUGGUGGCCGAGAAACAGGCGAUGGAGCGACAGCUCAAUGCACUAGAGCUCCAACUUGAGAAUGAACAGCACUCGCAUGAACGCACACGGGCAAAGAGCGCCGAACAGGCAUCCCAGAUGACCAAGUUACUGUCUAUGGUGGAUCAGCUUCAGAAUGAGCUCUCUCGGGAACAACGAGCACAUCAACAGCGCGAACGAGAAGACCAACAGCAGAAUACGGGCUGGGAAAAAGAGCGCUCGGUACUGGAGAACAAAAUCGAGACGCUCAAAAAGCAACUUCGAUCGGCUAAAGACAAGCUCCAAGAGGCUCGAAAUGACUUGCAGCAGCGACGCAGCAUCGUCCGCACCAGUGGGCCCGAACUUGCUGAACCAGGGCCACAGAAAGUUCCUCUUCAGCGCCCAGGACCGAGUGCAGAAACCCCCGAUGCCGGUAUGGUCAUCGCCACACCAGGAGCUGUGCGGGUGAAGGAGAAGUCAAAGAAACCAUCAGCACUACCGGGCGACAAAUCAUCCUUCUCCAUCACUCCGUUCCUCAACCGCACUGGGCCCGCGCCGAGUGACGCCCCUCUCAGCUCGGAUAUUGACGAAGAGGAAGUUCAACAAGCACUCAACGAGGCCGCGGAGCCCAAGCGCAAGCCAACCGUGGCGCGUAAAUCAAAGGACAUGGAAUCUAUAGCAGAUGCACAGCCUGAGGCAAUCCAGCCGGCUUCGAAGGCGAAGGCCACGGUAGCGAAGGCCAAAGGCCGUGUGGGGAAGACUGCUGGAUCAAAAGUUGACCGAGAUCCGAAUCCAGAGCCUGUUGGUCCCGCAAGCAAGAGCUUAGCUGAAAAUUUAGAAGACUCACUGAAUGAGGGCUCCGUCGAGCAGCGCCAGGCAAAAGCCAAAAGGAGAAAGCUUGCGCAGCGAGACCGCAGUCUCUUCGAGGAUGAGGAAGAGGACGAAGACAUGCUGGGUCUGAGUAAACCGAGGAAGCCUCUUUUAGGCGGUGGCCGGCAAUCCAUCCUUGCAGCGCCUCUUACAGGCGGAUUGUCUCGCGGUGGAGGGUUUGGUGCCUCGAGAGCCUUUUCUCCUCUGAAAAGAGACCGUCAUCGAUAA
Molecule: messenger RNA, 1557 nt
Organism: Penicillium oxalicum
Lineage: Eukaryota; Fungi; Ascomycota; Eurotiomycetes; Eurotiales; Aspergillaceae
Exons: 3
Coding region: 1-1557 (518 amino acids)
Source: RefSeq, a predicted model, not a curated record